GUGGGUUUAACCCUUCAGACUAUUCGGGUUUUGGUGCACAGGGAUUUGUGGCAAUAAUUACACCCGAAUUGGAUUCGUUUGUCAUUGAAUUGAUCGCGCACCCGUUUCAAUGUCAUAAUGGACAGGUUGCAUUCGUCCAUGCGUAAAAGGCUCUACAGUUUGCCACAGCACAUCGGGCAGAAAGCGUCCAUCAUGGGUGAUGCAGAAGACGCCGACAAGGACACCCGGAGGAAGAGCAUCCGGAUGAAGCCCCUGCCUUCCGCCGGAGCCCUCGGGGAGACCAGAAGUGGAGAGUCCGUGAUCAUGGAGACGGACAUCGGGAGACCCGUAAAGACCAGCUCCAACGGGGACUGCCGGAGGUUCCGAGGCAGCCUUUCUUCCAUCACCAGUAGGCACGUCCACGACUCGGAUGUAGCGGAAGAGAGGCGUCUGAUCACGGAAGGAGAAGUCACUCCGAGCGAGGAGAGCCCUCCUGGAGCCGCGGGUGGCGGCGGCGGCGGCGGGGGAGAGGAUGCCGCCGGUGCGAGCCAGCAGCAGCAACCGGGCGUCCCGGAUCAGCAGGCUGGCUUUAUAAAGCUGGAGGGCAUCGAGCAGAUCCUGCCUGACGACGAGAGGUACUAUCAAGCGGGCUUCAUGCACAGGCAAUUCGGGGCGAUGCUGCAGCCCGGGGUCAACAAGUUUUCCCUGAGGAUGUUUGGGAGCGAGAAGGCGGUGGAACGGGAGCAAGAACGGGUCAAAUCCGCCGGCUUCUGGAUUAUUCACCCCUACAGUGAUUUCAGGUUUUACUGGGAUCUCACCAUGCUGCUCCUGAUGGUGGGAAAUCUCAUCGUCAUUCCCGUGGGCAUCACCUUCUUCAAGGACGAGCACACGCCGCCGUGGAUCGUCUUCAACGUGGUUUCCGACACCUUCUUUCUCAUGGACCUGGUGCUAAACUUCCGCACAGGAAUUGUGAAGGAGGACAACGCGGAGAUCAUUCUGGACCCUCAGCAGAUCAAGAUCAAAUAUCUGCGCUCAUGGUUCGUGGUGGACUUCAUCUCUUCUAUCCCCGUGGACUACAUCUUCCUCAUUGUGGAGACGCGCAUCGAUUCGGAUUUCUACAAGACGGCGCGCGCUCUGCGGAUCGUACGCUUCACCAAGAUCCUCAGUCUGCUGCGGCUGCUGCGGCUCUCGAGGCUCAUACGCUACAUUCAUCAAUGGGAGGAGAUUUUUCAUAUGACCUACGACCUGGCCAGCGCAAUGGUGCGAAUCGUCAACUUGAUUGGAAUGAUGCUGUUGCUCUGUCACUGGGACGGAUGCCUGCAGUUCCUGGUGCCGAUGCUGCAGGAUUUCCCCGCCGACUGCUGGGUGUCCAAGAACAAGAUGGUGAACAACACGUGGGGUCAGCAGUAUUCUUACGCUCUCUUCAAGGCCAUGAGCCACAUGCUGUGUAUUGGAUAUGGCAUGUACCCACCUGUCGGCAUGACAGACGUGUGGCUGACCAUCCUCAGCAUGAUCGUGGGUGCGACCUGCUACGCCAUGUUUGUCGGCCACGCCACGGCGCUGAUCCAGUCGCUGGACUCCUCGCGCAGGCAAUAUCAGGAAAAGUACAAGCAGGUGGAGCAGUACAUGUCCUUCCAUAAGCUGCCAGCAGACAUGAGACAGCGGAUCCAUGAUUACUAUGAACACAGAUACCAGGGGAAGAUGUUUGAUGAAGAGAGCAUUCUGGGAGAACUGAAUGAGCCACUAAGAGAGGAGAUCAUAAACUUCAACUGUCGGAAGCUGGUGGCGUCUAUGCCGCUGUUCGCCAACGCAGAUCCGAAUUUUGUGACAUCAAUGCUCACCAAACUUCGCUUCGAGGUCUUCCAACCUGGAGACUACAUCAUACGAGAAGGAACCAUCGGAAAGAAGAUGUACUUCAUCCAGCACGGCGUGGUGAGCGUCCUCACCAAAGGAAACAAGGAGACCAAGCUGUCGGACGGGUCCUACUUUGGAGAGAUUUGUCUGCUGACACGAGGCAGACGCACCGCCAGCGUCCGGGCCAACACAUACUGCCGUCUGUACUCUCUGUCUGUGGACAACUUCAAUGAGGUCCUGGAGGAGUAUCCCAUGAUGAGGAGAGCGUUUGAGACCGUCGCUCUGGACCGCCUGGACCGCAUCGGGAAGAAGAACUCUAUUCUCCAGCACAAGGUCCAACAUGACUUGAAUUCAGGGGUUUUGAACUACCAGGAAAGUGAGAUCAUCCAGCAGAUCGUGCAGCACGAUCGAGACAUGGCUCACUGCGCCGACCUGAUGCAGAGUCCGUCGCCGCCUGCUCCUCCGUCCCCUACUCCCGUCAUCUGGGCUCCCCUGAUCCAAGCACCUCUACAAGCUGCUGCCGCUACCACAUCGGUCGCUAUUGCACUAACCCACCACCCCCACCUCCCCGCCACUCUCUUCCGACCUCCGGUGUCCGUUCUCGGAUUGAGAAAUGAGCCGACCAGCCAGCUGAAGAGGUUUCAGACAAUCGCACCAAAACCUGUAUCAGCUGGUGACUCUCCAUCCGGUUCCCCAUCAAAGAUUUGUCCGGCAGUCGAUACGCCGCUUCUCGCAUCCCUCCGGACGCAGCACUCAUCAGGAGCAACCACUUCCAGCCAGCAAGCCGGAAUUUCAUCAUUCCCAUUUGGAAGCUUCUCUUCUUCAUCGGCGUCUCCGACUUCUAUCACUGCACAGCUCCAUUUGCAGCCAAGACAAAAGCAAGCCGUCGCUCCCAGCACUCCUCCACAAUCGGGACAUCUCCAAGCAGGAUUUCCAACUGGGAUCUUGGCUACAACCUCAUCGAAUACUAGCCCUCUUUCCACAGGCUUGUUCAGCCAUGCACCCAGUCAAUUGCUGCAUGGCCAACCCCCACCAAAACCCUCUCAAACGGGCUCCCUGCAGCAAUUUGCUACCGGAGGGGGCAAGACUUCCACUGGUUUGAACCUCUUCCACACUCCCCCACCAGGAUCCCCUGCUUCCAGCCGUUCCCAAGCCCCCGAGAGUUCCACGUCAUCCCAGAUCCCACCCGCUUUAUCCACUUACCUUCCUUUGGAAAGGUCAGCGCUGGCCUUGCUUGCUCAGUACGGCUCAGCGAACACCUCGCCGUGCUACACCCCUCUAGCCCCGAGUCCGACCAUCCAGAGCCCCGUCACGGGGAGAACUUUCCACUACAGUGACCUUUCCAGCACCGCCGGCUCCCACACUUCCCUGCUCUUCCCGCAGUCCUCCUGCCCCGGGCAACUCCCAGGUCACCACUCUUCCGGCACAGACUCUCCACUGGGCCGCUUUUAUGAGGAUUUGAACAUACUGUCCUGCUCGCAUCCCGUAGAGGCAGCGGAUCAGUCUUCCCCUCGGGAGCCCGGUUACUGCCUCUCGCCAUAUUCGUCCCCGACGCUCACCCCCAAACCCUGUAGCUCGGUAUCAGGGCACAUGGUCGGCCCUGUACAGACUUCACCGGGCUCUCGAGGCCAAGCUUGUUCUAUAGGGACGUCACCUGCACUUUCUCUCCCACGAGCCUCCGACGGCCACCCGUCUGAACUAGAACCGCUCCGCUCUAAGCUCCCUUCCAAUUUGUGAGGCUAAA
Molecule: messenger RNA, 3577 nt
Organism: Sinocyclocheilus anshuiensis
Lineage: Eukaryota; Metazoa; Chordata; Actinopteri; Cypriniformes; Cyprinidae
Gene: hcn4
Product: hyperpolarization activated cyclic nucleotide-gated potassium channel 4
Exons: 8
Coding region: 118-3570 (1150 amino acids)
Biological process (GO): sodium ion transmembrane transport; potassium ion transmembrane transport; regulation of membrane depolarization
Cellular component (GO): dendrite; membrane; HCN channel complex
Molecular function (GO): voltage-gated potassium channel activity
Source: RefSeq, a predicted model, not a curated record